Molecule: messenger RNA, 1288 nt
Organism: Vicia villosa (hairy vetch)
Lineage: Eukaryota; Viridiplantae; Streptophyta; Magnoliopsida; Fabales; Fabaceae
Exons: 2
Coding region: 136-882 (248 amino acids)
Cellular component (GO): mitochondrial large ribosomal subunit; mitochondrial ribosome
Source: RefSeq, a predicted model, not a curated record
GCCCAUUUCUCAUCAUCACUCUCCUCUUGCCCUACCUCCUCCUUCUGUUUGUAAAACCUCCACAACCACCACCACCACUCAAUUCUCAAACCUUCAUCUCAGUAGCAAAACGACUCCGUUUCAAUCACCAAAACCAUGCUUCGCCUCUCAAAGCUAAAACCACUCUUCCACUCAACAAAUCCACCACUAUCAUCUUCUCCUCACCAACUCCUCCAACGCUGCUCCGUCAGCCGCACCGCCAAAGGAAAAGGCAAAGCGGGUCAAAUCCUAAAACGCUCAAAAAUCACUGUCAAAAAAACCGGAUCCGAACCCAAACCCGGAACCCCCACCGGUUCACGCGAGAAACAAGAAAAGGAGCGUCUCUAUAAGCAAUGCAUCGACGCACCGACUCCACUCCGCCACCUGAAACCCAAACAACGCGAACGAGAAGCCGAACGCGAGAAAUUAGGGUUAAUCAGCAAAGAACGCCAGCGAGAAAUCGAUAUGACGAAGAAGAAAAAUCAGAAGUUUAGGGUUUCUGAGAAGCCGUCGAUUGUCGGAACACCGGGUUUGGAUUACAUAACGUUGGGUUUGGUUGAUGUUGAGAAAUUGCCCAAGUAUGAAUUGACUGCUGAAGAUGGGAAGAGAUUGGCGAAGGAGUAUAGUAGGGUUUUGAUGAGGAAGCAUAGAGCGAGACAAGCUGCUGAAACGAAGCUUUUGGGGUUGAAAAAGGAAGCUAUUGAAGCUUUGCCGGAUAAGCUGAAAGAAGCUGCUUUGGUGCCGGAUUUGUCUCCGUUUCCGGUUAAUCGGUUUAUGGCUACUCUUACUCCUCCUAUUGAGGGGUAUAUUGAGAAAAUUAGGGAAGCUGCUAAUAGGAUCAGUGGGAAAGAGAAGAUUAGAUAGAUUGAGGGAUGAUCGGUUCGUCACAGCAGGUUUGCCUUGAAGUUGCCGAAGCACUUUUUUUUAACGUAAGAACUCUAUCGAUCAAAUUUCAUUUGAUGGGGCCAGAAUGAGUUAGUGGAGCUUUUUGAAGAGUAAAAUACGUUCAACAGAAUGGCAGUUUAAAGUAAUAAUUCAUGGACAUCUAUUCUUUAUUUUUCCUUUUGAUAGUAAAUCAGGAAUGAUGUGAAUGAACAAGUCAUUUUGGUUGGUACAGAGUUUAUGUUGUUUUGAAAUUUUAGAGUUGAUGUUUGGUAUUAGCAGCUUGGCAGCAUAAAAUAGAUUGGUUUUGUAACAGCUUUUUGUUUGUUUUCAAAUGAUUUAUAUUUCUACAAUAACAAACUUCAGCAACACUUUUUUUAAUGAUUAA